Molecule: messenger RNA, 1111 nt
Organism: Ylistrum balloti
Lineage: Eukaryota; Metazoa; Mollusca; Bivalvia; Pectinida; Pectinidae
Product: nucleoside diphosphate-linked moiety X motif 6-like
Exons: 6
Coding region: 1-876 (291 amino acids)
Molecular function (GO): NAD binding; ADP-ribose diphosphatase activity; NADH pyrophosphatase activity
Source: RefSeq, a predicted model, not a curated record
AUGUCUGGGCUAGCUGCGCUGUGGAGACGAGCAAUCUGCCAGAGAUGCUGGAAGUUAAGACAUCCUCCUUUACGCCCCUUGUCCUCGUUGAUGGGUGAAACAGACCGCUUCAAUGGAAUCACAGUGGAUGUAAAGCAGGUGCCUGAAUCUUUACCAGACAAAGAUUUUCUUGAUUUGUUACACAAUUCCCUUCAGAUAUGGAAAACAGAGAAAAUCACUGCGGCAUGGUUAAAAGUUCCCAUUCAGUACGGAAGAUUUAUACCUAUUGCUGCUAGACUUGGCUUCCAAUUCCAUCAUGCUGAGGGAAACAGCUGCCAUCUGAAGCUAUGGAUGAAGGAAAGUAGUGAAGAUAAAACUCCACGCUUUGCCACACAUCAGGUUGGAGUAGCAGGAUUUGUGUUCCGCGAAGAUACCCAGUCAGUUUUGGUAGUGAAGGAUAGAGACAGAAAAUUUUCCUUCUGGAAGUUUGCUGGUGGAUUGUCCGAGUUAGGUGAAGAUAUAGGUGAUACAGCUGUGAGAGAGGUAUUUGAAGAGACCGGGGUAAAAACAGAGUUCCAGUCAGUGUUGUCAGUCCGACAACAACACACCCAGCCAGGGGCCUUUGGGCGCUCAGAUUUUUUCUUCAUCUGUCGUUUGACACCCUUGUCAUAUGAUAUCAAACCUUGUAGUGAAGAAAUAAGUGCAUGUCAGUGGAUGAAUAUUCAUGAGCUGCAUGAGGGCUGUAAAUCGGUGGCCCCUAUCACAAGACGAAUCCUGGACCUGGCUAUGUAUGGUCUGAAGGAAGGCUUUCAUAAUGUGGAUUUAUAUGCUGUAGACAUGCAGUCUGUUUAUAAAGGCCUUCGGUACAAGUUAUAUCAUAGGCCUUACCCAAGUUAGCUAAAUACCAAAGUUUCAGUCAAAUUUGAGAAAAGAUUCUACAUUCUGUCUAUACCAUGCAGUUAUUAUAUGUGGUGAUAUAUUUAUUUAUACGGCAACUGGCACCGCCAUCGCUGGAAUACACAACUAUUUUGCUGUAUUCAGCAGUGACAGAAAACAGUUGUAUUUUAGCAUUUGCGGUAAUUUGUCAGAGUUAAUUUCAGAGUGUACAUUAAAAUUACAUUUAAUAAUAUUU